This is a messenger RNA of Vigna unguiculata (cowpea), 1017 nucleotides long. Its product is annotated as protein DOWNY MILDEW RESISTANCE 6-like. The record is from RefSeq and is a predicted model, not a curated record. NCBI's taxonomy places the organism in Eukaryota, Viridiplantae, Streptophyta, Magnoliopsida, Fabales, Fabaceae.
AUGGAGAACAUGGAGGAGAUGCUUUUGUCAAGCUGGUACCAUGUUCAUUCCACAGUGCCUUCAUCCUACGUGCAAUUACCAGAAAACAGACCUGGAAUGGUGGUUAGUUCUUUGCAUGAGGCCAUACCAGUUAUUGAUCUUGGAAAACGUGGUCGCGCUGAUCUCACAAAACAAAUUUUGAAAGCCUCUGAGGAAUAUGGCUUCUUCCAGGUGAUCAACCAUGGAGUUUCCGAGGAUUUGAUGGACGAAACACUGAACAUUUUUAAAGAAUUCCAUGCCAUGCCUUCAAAAGAGAAGGUAAAGGAAUGCUCCAAGGACCCAAAUGGAAGCUGCAAGAUUUACACAAGUGGUGAGAAUUACAAGAAAGAUGCCAUAAAUUAUUGGAAGGAUUCAUUGAUGCAUCCUUGUCCUCCUUCUGGAGAAAACUUUGAGUAUUGGCCUCAGAAACCAUCUAACUACAGGGAGAUUGUUGGAAAAUACAGCAGAGAAAUGAACAAACUUACCCUUGAAAUUUUGGAGAUUGUAUGUGAAGGGUUAGGGCUUGAGCCAAGAUUUUUCUGUGAUGGACUGUGUGAAAAUCCAUCAGUGGCUGCUCAUCACUACCCUCCAUGCCCUGAACCAACUUUAACAUUGGGCUUAGCUAAGCACAAGGACCCUACAAUUAUCACCAUUCUGCUUCAAGAUAAGGAGGUUGAAGGACUUCAAGUCCUUAAGGAUGGGACAUGGAUUGGUGUUCACCCUAUUCCCAAUGCUUUUGUGGUUAACAUUGGUCUACUCUUACAGAUUAUCAGUAAUGGAAGGCUUGUUGGUGUAGAACACAGAGCUGUGACAAAUUCGAGCAUUGCACGCACAAGUGUUGUAUAUUUCGUGUAUCCAUCAUUUGAAAGCAUCAUAGAACCUGCACAAGCUUUGCUCAAAGGAAACAAUACUCCACCACUGUACAAAUCCAUCACUUGCAGAGAGUUUCGUGCAAAUUUCUUUCAGAAGGGUCCUAAGGUUGAAGAAGAUUUAAAAUAA